Carassius carassius (crucian carp) is the source of this 938-nucleotide messenger RNA. Its product is annotated as gastrula zinc finger protein XlCGF49.1-like. The transcript has 3 exons. Gene Ontology annotation, cellular component: nucleus. NCBI's taxonomy places the organism in Eukaryota, Metazoa, Chordata, Actinopteri, Cypriniformes, Cyprinidae. The coding region runs from base 176 to 838 and encodes 220 amino acids. The record is from RefSeq and is a predicted model, not a curated record.
UUUAUUUUGGUAUGCCGAUGUGACGUCAUAGGCUUGCGCCACGCUCCGGCUCUGUUAUGAUUUGGCUGAAGAAGGUGUUUUAACCACUUUGUGUUUAAAUCCAUGGAAAAGUGGAUGUUUUUCAAGGAAAAACAUCUGCUGAAGUGACUGAGAUCAACGUGACACUAUUAUUAAGAUGGAGUUUAUUAAAGAGGAGAGUGAAGACAUGAAGAUUGAAGAAACAUUCAACCAUGAAGAGACUGAGACACACACUGUUAUAAAGAUGGAGUUUAUUAAAGAGGAGAGAGAAAACAUGAAGUUUGAAGAAACAUUCAAACAUGAAGAGACUGAGGAACAAACAGACAUGAUGUCGCUGAAAGAGGAGAGUCAUAAUCUGAAUCAAACAGAUUUCCUAACCAGAGAAAAAUCUUUCUUUGAUAAAAGAGCUCAGAAGACUGGAGCUAGAAAAUGUUUCACCUGCCAACAGUGUGGAAGGAGUUUCUCUCAGAAAGCAAAUCUGAAGGCUCACAUGAAUAUUCACACUGGAGAGAAGCCGUUCACAUGUGAUCAGUGUGGAAAGAGCUUCACACAUCAAGGAACCCUUUAUACCCACAAGAGCCUUCACACCGGAGGAAAGACGUACACCUGCAAACUGUGUGGAAAAACACUGACUCGAAAGGGAAAUCUUCAGACACACAUGAAAACUCACACCGGAGAGAAGCCGUUCACUUGUGAUCAGUGCGAAAAGAGUUUCACUCGUAAAGAAAGCCUUAAUAAUCACAUGCGGAUUCACUCGAGAGAGAGAGAGAGAGAGCUGCUGUGUAUGUCAUCAGUGUGGAAAGAGUUUCACCGACAGUAAUCCCCUUAAGAAGCACAUAUUGACUCACACUGGAGAGAAACCGUCAUGUGCCGGCACUGUGGAAUGAGCUGCGCAAACAACACUAACCUUGAGGAGCACC